AAAGAACACCGCAAAGUAGAUUCAAGUGUAAAUUACUUAAUCUAGCAUCUACCAUUGGAGUGUAGCUAACAAGGAAUCAGUUUCUCCAUUACUACUACUACCAUGAUUGUGUUGUACUCUUAUUGGUUAAGCUCAUGCUCAUGGCGUAUCCGCUUUGCUUUGUGCCUCAAAGGGAUUCCUUAUGAGUAUAAAGCAGUGGAUCUUGUAAAAGGGGAACAGUUUAGUCCAGAGUUUGAGAAAUUGAACCCUCUCCAUUGUGUUCCGGUAUUAGCUGAUGAUCAUGUGGUGGUUUCAGACUCUUAUGCAAUCUUUCUGUAUUUGGAGGAAAAGUAUACUCAAAAGCCACUUUUGCCAGUUGAUCCUCAGAUCCGUGCUCUCAAUCUUCAGAUAGCAAGUAUGAUUAACUCCAGCAUUCAACCUUAUCAUAUGAUUAGUGCUUUGAAAGAUAUGGAGAAAAUGUUUGGUGCUGAAACAAAACAGUGGGCACAAUAUAAGAUUGACAAAGGUUUCUUGGCUCUUGAGAAGUUAUUGAAGGAUGUUGCUGGAAAAUAUGCAACAGGGGAACAUAUCUACAUGGCUGAUGUAUUCUUGGCUCCACAGAUUAUGCAAGCAGUUAAUAGGUUUGAUAUUGAUAUGUCCAAAUACCCUACUCUGAGGAGGUUGUCUGAAACAUACAAAGGUUUAGCAGAGUUCCAUGCCUCAUCACCACAAAGUCAACCUGAUGCUUGCAUUACCAAUAAUAACCUUUGACUAGCUAGUCAAUAGUUAUUAUGUAGAGAUCUUCUAUAUCUUCAUUAUGUAGGGAAUAUUGUUGCUGUAAACUUGUAAUAUUUUGAAUUUGUUAAUGGAUCAAUAAUUUUGAAUGUUUUGUAACAUGUCCUCCUUCUACACAAAACUAGGGGUGGAAAAAAUAAAGCUAU
Arachis duranensis is the source of this 920-nucleotide messenger RNA. Its product is annotated as glutathione S-transferase zeta class. Gene Ontology annotation, molecular function: maleylacetoacetate isomerase activity; glutathione transferase activity. Bases 103 to 750 code for a protein of 215 amino acids. The record is from RefSeq and is a predicted model, not a curated record. The transcript is spliced from 9 exons. Lineage: Eukaryota; Viridiplantae; Streptophyta; Magnoliopsida; Fabales; Fabaceae. Gene Ontology annotation, cellular component: cytoplasm. Gene Ontology annotation, biological process: glutathione metabolic process; L-phenylalanine catabolic process.